GAAGCCACAGCCCACUGUCCAGCAUCAGUCCCUCUCUCUACUGCCAGUGACAAAGACCAUGGCGCCCCUGUUACUUAUCACCCUCUCCCUCACCCUCCUCCUCACUCCAACCACAAGCCUUAACACGGUCGACACAGUUACUCCCUAUAUCCAGCCAGAUGGUCACGAAGUUCGAGCAAGCCUCUUCGUCAACCAGCUGGCGAUCAUGGAACUGGUCAGCCAACUGAAGCACGGGGUUGGAAUCUCCACUACCUCAUGCCAAGCCGUGGAGGAGAACUUGGUGAGCAUAUCGUCGACGGUGAACGAGACGUCGUCAACAGUGUUGCAACUCUCCCAAGAAAACACAGCAGACAGCACCAGCGUGAGGGAGGCGCUGGCGGAGGUGCAGCAGCAGCAGCAACAGCAGACUGACUUGGUUACUUCCCUCCACAACCAACACACAGCCGUGGAGGAGAACUUGGUGAGCAUAUUGUCGACGGUGAACGAGACGUCGUCAACAGUGUUGCAACUCUCCCAAGAAAACACAGCAGACAGCACCAGCGUGAGGGAGGCCAUAGCGGUGGUGCAGCAGCAGCAGACUGACUUGGUUACUUCCCUCCACAACCAACACACAGGCGUUCAGCAUCAGCUAGAGAGAGUGACGUCUGCCAUGGAAGGCUUACAACAGCAGAUAUCACAGCUACAGGAGACGACUCAACCGUCCCUGCUAACCUGCCCUGGGGAGUUCUUCGUGUUAGAGCGUCAGUGUCUUCUCGUCAACAGGGAAGAAAAACUCAGCUGGACCGACGCCCGUACUUGGUGCCGCAACAAAAGAGGCGACCUGGCUAUCCCUCAAGAAUCUCCCGCUCUCGUGUCUCUGUUGAAAUCAUUUAAAAUUGAUGAAAACUUCUGGAUGGGUGCGUCUGACCUGGCUACAGAGGGAGUCUUUCUUGACGUGUCAAACAAACCCAUCAAUUUGGGGUCAUCAUUGUGGCAUGUAGGCGAACCGAGUGGAAGUGAAGACUGUUUCCACCUUUGGCAUAAUAAUGUACACGGAUGGAAUGAUGCUCAUUGUACGCGUCAUGAAUAUUUUAUUUGUGAGCAUCAGCCAAUAUAAGAUAUAAUACAUCAGGUCCAUAGGUUAGUUGCGGUUCCUUUGUGACUGUGUGGUCCCUGAUGGCUAUGGCGGUUUAUCUUGUAGAGUCAAGAUGUCCUACCAGGCAGGUGUCUCUUUCCUCACUCCUACAGAGAUGAGUGGACACUGGACACACACACACACACACACACACUAUAUACAGUACAGUGUGCGUGAAUUUUAUUUUUGUACAAUAUAUCAGUAUUUUUAUUUUCACAGGUGUAUGUUAUGCCCUCUGUUAUCUUCACUAUUACAGUUCUCAUUAUCUAGACCAAUAAAGUUUAGCAUACCAUUAUCUGCCUUUUGUUAGUAAUAUUUUCUUUAACUGGUAUAACAUGAUGUAAGGAGCUAACAUGUCUCUUAACUAGGUCACUACAGUGUUACCAACCACUUACAGUACAUGUAUUAGGUUGUAUAAAGUGCUUAUUGUGGUCAUUAUCACUCACAGAUUAGUGAUGAGGUCACUUAUGAAUAGAAUUGGAAUAGAUGUUAUAUCAAAAUAAUAAAAUGUGUUUGUUCAUGUG
Messenger RNA from Homarus americanus (American lobster), 1638 nucleotides. Its product is annotated as CD209 antigen-like protein C. The transcript is spliced from 7 exons. The record is from RefSeq and is a predicted model, not a curated record. Lineage: Eukaryota; Metazoa; Arthropoda; Malacostraca; Decapoda; Nephropidae. Bases 59 to 1096 code for a protein of 345 amino acids.